GAGGAAGGUCCUGCUGAGAACAGGGAGGGACCUCCGGGGAAGCGAAACUGAAACUUAAUUCCGGGGUCGGCAGGGCGGGACGGAACGCGCCCUAGUCUCCUGCUGCUCAGACUCGGUCCCGAGCCCCGCGCGCCGUUCACGCGCCCACCGCCAUGGACUCCCGCCUCAGCCCGCCUUCCCCGCUCCUCGUGCGGGUAUCCGAAUGCUUCCCACGCGUGCGCCUCAAGUUGGAACUCUACUUCCAGAGUCGACAGUCUGGCGGCGGGGAGUGCACCGUUCGAGCAGUUGGCCUGGAGGCCCCGGACACUUUCCAAGUGAAGUUCUUAGAAAGGGCAGCUAAGGAGAGAGCAGUAGCCAAAAGGGAGCACCAGAUUACGGUUGACAACAAAACUGUGACGGUUUUCCUGGAAGCCAGUAAGACCCCAGGAGGAGGAGGCAGAGGGGCCUCAGAUUCUCCAUUGACAGAGUUGCAGGAGGAGGCACAGCUGGCAGAGAAGCAUCCACAGGAAGAUCCUGCGCACAGUACCAGAGGUGCCCAAGUGCCAAACAUCUUUCUUGAUGUGGUUGCUGAUCUGAACUGUAACCUCUUCUCCAAAGAGCAGAGAGCAUGCAUAGCUACGCAAUUCCCCAACGUCAAAAUAAUGCAGGGUCCAGAAGGAAUUGUGAAAGUGUGCGGUGACUUCCAAGAGAUUGAAAAGAUACAUCACUUCUUGAGUGAGCAGUUGCUGCAAAGGAAACCAUCUCCUCCAACAACGGAGAGGAAGUCCCAUGAGGAGCAGGACUGGAGCAGCCAUCUGGCUGCUUCCAAACCACACACCAGGUCUGGAGAAAGACACAACCGUUACGAAGUCCCCUUGCCUUUCUUUGAAUACUUCAAUUAUGUCUGUCCCCAGAAAAUAGACUGGAUAAAGAAAACAUUUGAUGUAGACAUCAGAACUGCACCAACUUCUCCAAAUACGGUCUAUUUAGACUUUGUCGCCAGUCCAACAGGUGAUUUGGAAAGGGCUCGUGAGUUCUAUGUCAGUGAAUUCCAGAAGAUCACAGAAUCUCUGACCCAAGCUCAUAUCUCUUUAGCUGACAACACACAGGCAAAUAAAAUGAAAAAGCAAUUGAGUAGUCAGUUUACAAAACUCCUUAUAAAACAGGAUGGAAGUCACUUAACUCUCCUUGGGACCCAGGGAGAUAUUGCAGAAGCCAAACAACAGAUCAGUGACCAACUCGACAAGGCAUCUCUGAAAAUAUUGACUUCCAGUGGCAUGGCAGAUGGAAUUGAAGUAGACACUCAUCACUGGCAGCUUUUAGAGAAUGAAUUAUUCCGUGAUUGUUCAGAGAUAGAGCAAAAGUACCACACUACCAUGCACGUUUUGCCGAAAGAUCAGAAAAUCUCCUUUCUCUUUAAGCCUAAGGAUAAGGAUGUGGAUCUCUCUGUGCAUGCAUAUGCAAGUUUCAUUGAUGCCUUUCAACGUGCCUCAAGCCAGCUGAUGAGAGAAGUUGUUUCCCUGACACCUUUGGACAAAGACAAGAAGCCCUUACUGGGCAUAAAGUUCACUGAUGACUUCAACAGAAUGCAUCCACAUGUGCACGUUGUGCUAAAUCAAGGGUCGAUCACUUUGACUGGGUUGCCAGUUAACCUUGCUGCAGCAAAGCAGUGUGUCUUACAGAGAUUAGGAGUCUCUCCGUCGGCCAGUGAGAAAGUGCAUGAGGAUCACAAAACACACAUGGGAAUUCAUAGUCAUUCCUCAGACCCAGCAUCUCCUCCAAUAAGAGACGCUGGGAGUUUUGAGGCCUCAGGAAAGGACAAGAAGGAAAAGGACCUCUGUGCCAUCUGCUUGGAGACCAUCAGAGACAAACAAGUGCUGUCCAAGUGCAAGCAUGCGUUCUGCGCCCCAUGUAUCAGCCAAGCCAUGGCCACUAGGCCGGUCUGUCCCAUGUGUCAGACUCACUAUGGGAUCCAGAAAGGGAAUCAACCAGAAGGAACCAUGACACACUCUGUAGUAAAGUUCUCACUUCCGGGUUAUGAGUCCUGUGGCACCAUUGUAAUUACGUACAGCAUCAAAGGAGGCAUACAAACAGAAGAGCACCCAAACCCAGGAAAGUCGUAUCUUGGAACACAGCGAAUUGCCUACCUACCCGAUAACAAGGAGGGAAGAGAGGUGUUGGAGCUGCUUCAAGUGGCCUUCAAACAAAAGCUGAUUUUCACAGUGGGCUUCUCCCGGGUAUUAGGGAAAUCAGAUGUUAUUACCUGGAAUGACAUUCACCACAAAACAUCCCAGACAGGAGGACCAGAAAACUAUGGCUACCCCGAUCCUCACUACCUGAAGCGUGUCAAGGAGGAGCUGAAAGCAAAAGGAAUUACCUCACCUGCUGGAAGAACGGCUUAGACCCGAGUUUUCGAAAGGCGACAUUUUCAGAUUGAGUUAGUGCUGAUAUGAUCAUUCUGUAGAAGCACCUGACAUCUUUCAUCUCAACAAGUGGUUCGUGCCAGAAUAAGACACUGAUGCUCUGUCAUUUCUGGUGGGUAAUUUUUUAUGGAAGACGUAAGUCCCACUGAGUGGUGUAAGCUGACGGCAGCAAGGUUGUGUCUCCCUUGUACGAUUGUUGGCAUUGGGGGACUCCAGUCACGUGUGUUGUUCAUUUGGGUGUUAACUCUCCUUGGGUACUGUUCUUGCUGCCAGCUCUGGGAUGCCCCAUUAGCUUUUCUCAAUCUCUGCCAGUGAAAGUGGAAUCCCAGUGUAACCGGAAAACAAACAAACAAACAAACAAACAAAAAACUGGCUUUGAGAAUUGAAGAUCCACUUUCUCUUCCUCCCUUACAAGGAAAGUGGCCAGGAGCAGAUUGGAGGUGCGGGGGAGAGGGGAGUUUGAUAAUAGUGGAGUAAGAUGAUCCGGAAUGACAAAGCCUGGUAUACAUUUGGUGCCUAUUACCUGUCUUGCCUGAUUCAAGCUGCUGGUCACCCAGCAGGGAGAGAGCCACUCCCCGAGCCUUUGGCAGAAG
Molecule: messenger RNA, 2995 nt
Organism: Ochotona princeps (American pika)
Lineage: Eukaryota; Metazoa; Chordata; Mammalia; Lagomorpha; Ochotonidae
Gene: DTX3L
Product: deltex E3 ubiquitin ligase 3L
Exons: 5
Coding region: 153-2381 (742 amino acids)
Biological process (GO): protein ubiquitination; Notch signaling pathway
Source: RefSeq, a predicted model, not a curated record